Molecule: messenger RNA, 6783 nt
Organism: Bufo bufo (common toad)
Lineage: Eukaryota; Metazoa; Chordata; Amphibia; Anura; Bufonidae
Gene: GOLGA3
Product: golgin A3
Exons: 25
Coding region: 679-5184 (1501 amino acids)
Source: RefSeq, a predicted model, not a curated record
CCACGAGCUCUGUAUUAGCCCCUGGAGGAGUCUUAGGGUGCAGCUUAUAUAUUCAGGGGUGAGACAGAAAAUAAUAGACACGGUAGCCGUGCUGCGGCUUGGCUGAAAGUCACUGUGUGAACAGAGAUCAAGUCCAGCCUCCCUGUCUGCAGUAAUAACCCACGUCAUGUGGUGGCAACGGAAGUCCUUGGUGUAGCUGGCUUUGUCUUCCUCCCGGAAACAUUACCCAGCUGAUAUUCCAUGGUACGCGACGUGGCCGCUACUGAGUCCUUGUUGUUUGUUCCUCCGUAUCACUGGGCUUCUGAAGGUGUCGGGUCCGGUGUGCGGGGUCCCACGCCGUCCACAGCAUCGGGCACGGCUAAUGGUUCCGGGGUCGCCUGUUUCCUAGGGGAAUGGAAAAUGUAUAGACACCAGGCCGGUCACCAAGAGCCACGUCUAAUGGGAGAGGCCGAAAGGGAGAAAAGCUGGAGCAAGGAGCCGAGUGACAGUAGUGACGAGGGGCUGCACAUGCCCGGAAACGCAGAAGUGCCAUACUAAUUGGGGGUCUGUCAAUCUUUUUAUGGCAACCAACCCAACAUGUUUAUCCAGUUCCUUAGAUGAGUUUGAUUGAACAUUGUAGAAACAAAGCAACUCAAAGCAUUUCCUUAUAACAUAUAGCAAGAUAAGGGAAGUGCGUUCAUGCAGCCGGUGCCCGACUCACCUGGUGUCUCAUUUGGCACAGUGUCUGGAAAUGGCCUUUCUGAUAAACUUGAACUGGCCGAUGCCAGUGUAGAAAUUAGCAGGAUGAAUGGAGAGGAUGUGAGAGGGAUGCAUUCAGAAACCUUGCCAAAGCUAAGAGGGAGCAUGGAGACAAACAUAUCUGAAGACAUAUGUCAGAACGGUCCUCAGCCUCCGUAUUCAGAUCAUCAGUCAGCCACAGACUCUGCCAUCGGCUCCUGUAGUACAGCAGCACCCCCAGGUGUGGCUGGUUUCAAUGACAUCAUAUCGGAGUCUAGUGCUGAGGGCCUAGUUCUUAGAAAGGAAGCUUUGCAGUCGCUGAAGCUAAGCCUUCAUAUGCAGGAAACUGAUCUGUCCUCCAGCGAUGCUCCUCUUCCACUUGAGCGAGAAGAGCAAAUACGUUUGCAAGCCAGGCGUCGCUUGGAGGAACAGCUAAAACAGUACAGAGUCAAGCGCCAACAGGAGAGGUCUAUCCAAUCAACUCCUAAAAAUCGUCCCUCAAGCACUUUGGAUCCUGAGCUUAUGUUUAAUCCAGAAAAUCUUCCGCGGGCUAGCACUGUUGCAAUGACUAAGGAGUAUUCCUUUUUGCGCACAAGUGUGCCACGAGGUCCCAAACUGGGAAGUCUUGGCCUCCCUUCGUCUUCCAAAGAGAAGAAGUCAUCCAAAUCUUCAAAGUCUUCCAGCAAGAUUCGUUCAUUGGCAGAUUACCGCAAAGACUCAGAAACAAAUAGUGCCAGUAUAGGUUAUUCAGAUUCUUCUCCUGGCUCCCUAAAGUCCAACAGGGGAAGUCUUACAUCUGUAGUGUCUGAGAUCAGUGUGGAAGGAGUACGACCCGAAAGUGUCAGUUACAUUGGUGACAACAGCUCUGAGUUUGAGUGCAGUGAUUUGAGCAUACGACAUGAUGGCAAUGAGAGUGACAGCUCCACUCAUAGCAGUGUAUCUGCUGGACAGGGCGUUUACUUGAGUGCUGUGUCUCCGAGGAGGCAUGAAGAAUACAUUGUAAAUGGUCAGAGCAUACCUGUAGAGGAUGUAGGACAGUUCCCGUCGCUCAGAGAUGUACUACAAGCAGCUGCCGCAGAGCAGCAGGCUCAAGAGCCUGAUGGAAAUGGGGAACCUAGAAGCCGGAGGGAUAGUAUAUCAAGCAGUAUUUCUAUGGAAAGCUCUAUUGCUGGCACCCAUGAUGAACUCCUUCAGGUUCUCAAGGAAAGGAUGCGACUAGAAGGUCAGCUGGAGUCUCUGACAGCAGAAGCCAGCCAGGCACUUAAAGAAAAGACUGAGCUUCAGGCUCAACUGGCAGCAGUAAGCACCAAAUUUCAAGCAGAGGUUGAGCACAGCUUGGCCAGCCAGCAGAAGCAAGAAUCUCUAGGUUUGGAAGUGGUCACCCUGAAAAAAUCAUGCACAGAUCUGGAGAGAGCAAUGGCAGAUCUUCAGAACAGCUUAGAAGCUAAAAGUAGCAGCUUGGUUUCAUUGGGCAAUGACUUGCAGCUUGCAGAAGAACAAUAUCAACGUCUGAUGAGCAAAGUAGAAGAGUUACAAAGGACAAUCAUUCAGAAAGAUAAUGUUGUUCAUGAUCUGCGACAACAGACUGUAUCUCUUCAAUACCAGCUGCAGCAGGUGCAACUGGACCGCACUACACUAACAAACAAACUUAAAGCUUCAAAGGCGGAAAUAACUUCUCUGCAGCAGACACGUGAGUGGUACCAGCAGCAACUCACACUGGCUCAAGAAGCACGGGUCCGACUCCAAAGUGAGAUGGCAAACAUACAGGCUGGGCAGAUGAGCCAGGCUGGUGUUCUAGAGCAUCUUAAAUUGGAGAAUGUGACCCUUUCACAUCAGCUGACUGAAACACAGCACAGGACGAUCAAAGAAAAGGAACGCAUUGCUACACAACUGCAAACUAUUGAGGCUGACAUGUUGGACCAAGAGACUGCAUUCCAUCAGAUACAAGAAGCAAAACACAUGGUGGAAGAAGAUCUCCAGAGGAAAUUAGAUGAGUUUGAGAUGGAGAGAGAGCAGCUCCAAAAACUCGCAGAUUCUGCUACUGCUUUGGAACAAGAAGUAGAGCAGUUGAAGCUGAAUUUGAACCAGAAAGACCUGCAACUUGAAGCCCUCCAGCAGGAACAUCUUGAGAUCUUGAGACAGCUUACUUCAACCCAAGAAACUCUUCACACCAAAGAUCAGUCACUAAAUGAUCUCCAAAUGAGAUAUGAUGAACUGGAAGCCAGGCUUGAGGAGCUACAAAAUGAUCUGUCUUCAAAAGAUGAUUCUAUACAGUAUCUUCAAAACCAAAAGAUUGUUCUAGAGGUUGCAUUACAGGCCGCUAAGAUGGAACAAAGUGACCUGGAUCAGGGAGCUAAAAAACUAGAAGAGGGAACUGAAGCUGUAGCAGAAAUCUUGGAAAAACUGCGGCAAGAUAUUGCUGUCAAAUCUGGACAGGUGGAAACCCUGCAGCAAGAGAACAUCAGUCUCAAAAAACAAAGCCAGAAAGUGAAGGAGCAGUUUGUCCAACAGAAAGUGAUGGUAGAAGCUUAUCGCAGGGAUGCUAGCUCCAAAGACCAACUCAUCAGUGAACUAAAAGCUACCAAGAAAAAGUUAGAUUCAGAGUUGAAAGAACUCAAAAGAGAGCUCCUGAAGACUCGGGGUGAGAAGUCGUCAGCAGAAGUGGAAAAAGCACGGGUUAUGAAGGAAAUGUCUAAGUUGCAGCAGCAGAUGGAAGAACUUGAAUCCCAUCUCCAAGCUGCACAAAAUGACAGAGAUGAAAUGGAAAGCCGUUUACAGUCCAUACAGUUUGAUAAAGAGCAGCUAAUAUCUCUGACCCAGGACAACGCUGCACUGAAAGAACAAAUAGAACUGUUGCAAAAUGAGGCUAAGAAAGCAAUUACAGAACAGAAGCAGAGAAUGAAGAGACUGGGCUCAGACUUGACGAGCGCUCAGAAAGAGAUGAAAGUCAAGCACAAAGCAUAUGAGAAUGCAGUUGGGAUCCUGAGCCGACGUCUUCAGGAAGCACUGACUGCAAAAGAAACAAUGGAAUCUGAGCUCAAUAAGCUCAAAGCACAAAUAUCAGAAGGAGGCGAUAGUCAAGCUUUUCAGGAAAAAAUAAAUGUUUUCAAAAGUGAAUUAAAAGCUGUAAACCAUAGUAAGGCCAUGCUGGAACGUGAACUACAAGAGGUCAUAUCACUCACCAGCCAGGAGCUUGAAGAAUAUAGAGAGAAAGUACUUGAGCUAGAAGAUGAGCUGCAGGAAUCGCGGGGCUUUAAAAGAAAAAUUAAGAAAUUGGAAGACCUCAACAAGAAACUGACACUAGAAUUAGAACAUGAACGAGGAAAGCUGGCUGGACUUGGACAAUCCAAUGCUGCUCUACGUGAACACAACAGUAUACUUGAGGCUGCUCUGGCAAAGAGGGAGGCCGAUUUGGUACAAUUGAACUUACAGGUUCAAGCAGUCCUUAAACGUAAAGAAGAAGAAGAUGGGCAAAUGAGAGAGCUAGUACAGAAUCUGCAAUACGCUUUGGAAAAAGAGAAGGCAAAGGUCACCAAUCUGGCAGAGCAGGUUGCUGCCACUAAGGCCGAAGCAGCGCACAACAGACGGCACUAUAGGGCUGCAGCACUGGAAUUAAGUGAGAUUAAGAAAGAACUUCAGUCAAAAGAACAGUUGAUUCAAGCACUUCAAUCCGAAGCUGAAAAACUGCAGUCUCAGGAUGAGAAGCAUUCUCAGGAGCUGUCACAGUUUCAGCAGGAAUUGGCUGAAGCACGGUCCCAGUUGGUACUUCUCCAGAAGGAACUAGAUGAUCAACUUGCUAAGAAGCCACACGGUAAUCAAGAGGUAGAAGAUUUAAAGUGGGAGGUGGAACAGAAGGAGCGUGAGAUUCAGUCCCUGAAGCAACAGCUGGACAUGACAGAGCAGCGCAACCAAAGAGAACUGGAAAAUGUUCAAACCUUGCUUCAGAAUCUCAAAGCUGAACUUGAGGUUGUACGAGAAGAUCUAACUAUGACUCAGAGUGACAAGUUGAUGCUGCAGAAAAAAGUGACUGAACUGAAAAGCAGCAUGAAGACCUUGCUACAACAGAACCAGCAGUUAAAACUGGAUCUUCGUCAAAGCCGGACUAAGAAGAGGAAAGAGUUUAAAGGAGACAUUACGUCGUCCAAUCCUGCGACUCCAGUUAAGAUACCUGACUGUCCUGUACCAGCUUCCUUACUAGAAGAGCUCCUGAAGCCUACAACGAUCAGCAGAGAGCCUCUGAAAAACCUGAACAGCUGUCUUCGCCAACUGAAGCAUGAAAUGGACAGUCUCCAAAGGCAGAUGGAAGAGCACACGAUCACUGUGCAUGAAUCUAUGACUUCAUGGACUGAGGGACAACUACAGGACUUUGCAUUACCUGACACACCUGUUGUGAGCAGCGCAAGGCUUCCACUACAGGAUCAGAACCUCCACACUAAUGACACCGAAGGAAAAGAGCAGGCUUUAUAGGCUGCUUUUUAUUUCUGGAAGGAAACCUUUCUAUCUGUAUUACAGACUGGCAGCAACAGCACAGCACUCUUUAUUUUUUUUUUCUAAUGCUAUGUCUAACAACAAGAACCAUCAUUGGACAUAUAGGGAUGUAUAUUGUGUAAGUCACACAUAGGUUAUGUGCCUUUUAUAACAAGAUUGAAAGAAUGGAUUGCAGUCUUAUUUCCAAGUUUGAAAAACACAGAAAAAAAUGAAAUAUUAUAAGAUGCAUAGGCAUUCUAAAAACAUGUGUAAGAAUAUCGAUGAGCAGGAUCUACCUACUCUAGUUGUACAUUUCACCAUCAAAAGUGUUCUUAUUUAUGGUCUGCCACAGGUACCUUACAUCCUCUAGCCCCCUCCCAUCAUUAAAAUCGGCUCUACAAUAUGUAGAAAAACUGUGUAGCACAAGGCUAAGUUCCCUAUGAAGGAGUGGUGACGUAAUACGUUCACAUUUCCACAUACAGUAAAUGUUUUAUCUGCUAAUUGGGGCUAUACACAUGACUGAAGGACAUGUUGCUGGUUCCUUGUGGAAGAAACAAAUCUGAGCUGUCUUGGUAAGAUGUUUGGGAAGUACUUACGCAUUGUGAAUAAGAAUUGUGUAAAUGUGUCAUUUGUUAAGAUGUUCAUGUAGCUGACAAGUGGUAGAAUAUGUGAUAGCCAUUGGUAACAUUGUCUUUUAAAAUGCUCCUUGAUUAAAUGAGGUUGACUGGUCUGGACAACCCCUGUUGUAGCUGAGGACCUGCUGAUGGUUUAGUAGCUGAAAAUCCUAUGAUCAGCCGUGGAUGAAGUUGGGGGAGACUGUACAUUUCUUCAACUGUGGCCACUACAAAGCAGCAUAUCUUCACUCUGGAAUGAUAGAGGAUGGUCCUGAACGAGGGACCCACCUCUAUGACAUCCAGACCUAAUAGGGCAGGCAUCCUCAAACUGCAGCCCUCCAGCUGUUGCAAAACUACAACUCCCAGCAUGCCCAAACAGCCUACAGGUAUCAGCCUACAGCAGGGCAUUGUGGGAGUUGUAGUUUUACAACAGCUGGAGGGUCGCAGUUUGAGAAUGCCUGUAAUAGGGCAUAGGGAAAGUAGUUGUCCUUUAACUGAUAUGCCUUUUCAUACUAAUCCUUGGGGAGAAGGUGUCAUAGACUGUAAGUAUUUGAGAGAACCACUAAUCAAUCAAUAUUACAUAUAUGUACAUGGUUUACUUUCACACCAUGUCUUUUGUUUUCCUUCUUUUAUGGCGUUGCUCUUUCUUGAUUCUGCAUGGUUUAUUUUAUUGUUCUCUGUGUUAGCUUCCCCGGAAAUGAUUUGUCUUCUACUUUCCACCAGGAUGAUCCAUGGAAAUGGCUCACAGUUUAGUGGUCAAAGUAUUUUGUUCUGAGUUUUACUUAUACCUUUUACCUCUCAGGUUAAAAAUUAUAACACCCCCCCCCCCCCUCUGCUCCCAAGGUGUACAAUAAUAGAAGAGUUCUUCUAUUCACUGUUCAUUUACAGUUGUUCUGUCAUGUACAGUAUUGUCUUCUGUUCUCCAAAUGCAGCAGAAUUUCUUUAGUCUGGCUCUAGACACUGCACCAGAGUUACUACUUAAAAU